Molecule: messenger RNA, 1095 nt
Organism: Histoplasma mississippiense
Lineage: Eukaryota; Fungi; Ascomycota; Eurotiomycetes; Onygenales; Ajellomycetaceae
Exons: 3
Coding region: 1-1095 (364 amino acids)
Source: RefSeq, a predicted model, not a curated record
AUGGCCCUCUCCCGGGCCUAUAGAUCCGGCUCCCCGCGUCUGCUGCGCAAGCCUCCCGCCAUCUCCGGCAUCGUGCUGCUGGCCUAUCUGGCCGUGUUCUGUCUCCUCUGCAGCGUGGCCAAGUACUGCCUGGCCUCCUUCCUGGCCUCGCUCCGCCACUACCACCCCGCCCGCCCGCAACGCGAGCUCGUCGUCGCCGCCAUGUCCAGCGACAACACCUCCUGGCUGCACGAGUAUCUGCCCGACUGGGGGCGGAAGGUAUACGUGGUUGACGACCCCGAUGCUCCCCUGACCGUGCCGAGCAACAAGGGCAGGGAGGCCAUGGUCUACCUGACCUACAUCAUCGACCACUACGACCGCCUCCCCGCCCACAUGGUCUUCAUCCACCCCCAGCGCUACCAGUGGCACAACGACGACCCGCUCUACGACAACGUCCCCCUCCUCAGGAACCUCCGGCUGCCCUUCCUGGCCCAGCAGGGCUACCUCAACCUCCGCUGCGUCUGGCUGCUUGGCUGCCCCGUCGAGAUCCGCCCCUUCACCGACAUCCACCGCACGGACGUGCACGCCGGCGCUGCCUUCAAGGCCGGCUUCGAGGCCCUGUUCCCGGGCUCCCCCGUGCCCAGGGAGGUCGGCGUGUCCUGCUGCGCCCAGUUCGCCGUCACCGCCGCUCAGGUACGCAAGCGCCCGAGGUCGGAGUACGAGCAUUUCCGCCGCUGGCUUCUCAGCACCCCGCUGCCGGACGAGCUGAGCGGGCGCAUCUUCGAGUAUUCGUGGCAUAUGAUCUUCGGCCGCGACCCCGUCCACUGCCCCACUGCGAGUGAGUGCUACUGCAAGCAGUACGGAUACUGCAAUCUUUCGUGCAGGAACAUAGGCACCUGCGACGGCCGCUACACCAUGCCCCCGUUCGCCUCCCUGCCGCGCGGCUGGCCCGAUUUCGGCUGGGAUGGGAAGCCGCGGCAUCCUGGUGAUCCGAUUCCCGCGCGAGAGCCCCCAAAGCAUUUGCAGCAGCCAGUGAGGACGCACCAGCGGCAGCAGCAGCAGCAGCAGCAUCCACAGCAGAAGCGGCAGCGAGCACAGCAGCCCGCGACUGAAUAA